Molecule: messenger RNA, 285 nt
Organism: Dracunculus medinensis (Guinea worm)
Lineage: Eukaryota; Metazoa; Nematoda; Chromadorea; Rhabditida; Dracunculidae
Source: the annotation of a GenBank genome assembly
AUGGAAGAUGAUGGAAAAAGUAGAAGCGUAGACGAAUCAGAAUCAGAACGGAUGAAGAUUACGAAAAAGCGACGAAAGUCAGCGUAUCGUCACUCAAGAUCAUUAUCAUCGUCGUCAGAAGGAAGAUUUAGAAAAAAAAAAGAAAGAACUAAACAUCACCAUCAGCAUCGCUGUGAUCGAAGUUCUCGGAAAGAUCAAUAUUAUCAAGAACGACAUAAGCGACAACGUUCACGAAGUAGUAAUCGGAAUGAUCAUCACAAAAUGCGGUCUUAUAAGCAUUUAUGA